Messenger RNA from Diaporthe batatas, 993 nucleotides. RefSeq lists its product as uncharacterized. Gene Ontology annotation, biological process: regulation of store-operated calcium entry. Gene Ontology annotation, cellular component: endoplasmic reticulum membrane. The transcript is spliced from 2 exons. Bases 1 to 993 code for a protein of 330 amino acids. The record is from RefSeq and is a predicted model, not a curated record. NCBI's taxonomy places the organism in Eukaryota, Fungi, Ascomycota, Sordariomycetes, Diaporthales, Diaporthaceae.
AUGCGCGCCCUCCACCCCGCCGCAGCGGCCCUCGCCCUCCUGGCCACCUCGGCCGGGGCCGCCAAGGCCAAGCCCCGCGACGCCAUCCUGCUCUCCCAGGUCGAGUCCCUGACCCUCCGCGCCGACAGGCAGACCACCCACCGCCGCGUCCCGGCCGUGCCCCAGCUCAAGUGCGUGUCGCCCCCGGCCGUCUGCUCAAAGUACAAGGUCGACGUCAUGCGCUGCGAGAACAAGGGCUCCGGCUACGACGACGAGGACGUCCAGUGGAGCUGCUCCGCCUCGCUGCCGCCCGAGCUGAAGCUCGGGUCUACCGAUGUGAUCUGCGAGGGCUACUCCUCACCAGGCGACCCUUACGUCUUGAAAGGCAGCUGUGCUGUAGAGUACCGCAUGUCCCUGACGCGCGAGGGCGAGGAGAAGUGGCCCGACCUCGGAGGCGGGGACGGGUCCGACAGCGGCGCGUCCGGCCUAGCAGGCUGGGUGUUCUGGGUCAUCUUCUUUUCUGUCCUGGCCUUCAUCGUCUACAACGCCUUCAUCAACACGCGGCGCGGGGGCGGCGGCAACGCACCGAGGCGGAACAACGGUGGUGGUUACUGGGGAGGCGGCGGAGGCGGAGGCGGCGGUGGCGGCUUCGAUGAUUUUGGCAACGACGACCCCCCGCCGCCUUACCCGGGCACCAACAACAGCAACAAGUCUAGGCGCACUGGAGGGAGCAGUGCACAGCGCGGAGGUAAUGCGCAGCAGGGCUGGCGCCCGGAUUGGUGGAGUGCCGCCGGAGGGGCUGCCGCCGGAGCAGCUGCGGGUUAUGGUGCCGGGAGGAUGGGUAGGAACAACAACAACAACAACAACAACCGCGGGUAUGGGAACUACGGGAGCACCUGGGGCAGCGGGGGAGGGGGGCCGUCGAGGUCUGGCUCAUCAGGCUCGAGUAGCGGUUCAGCCGUCAGCAAUUCUCGCUACGAGAGCACGGGCUUUGGCUCAACCAGCCGUCGCUAG